Messenger RNA from Papilio xuthus (Asian swallowtail), 4532 nucleotides. RefSeq lists its product as uncharacterized. Gene Ontology annotation, molecular function: nucleic acid binding. The coding region runs from base 35 to 4288 and encodes 1417 amino acids. The record is from RefSeq and is a predicted model, not a curated record. Lineage: Eukaryota; Metazoa; Arthropoda; Insecta; Lepidoptera; Papilionidae. Gene Ontology annotation, biological process: DNA integration. The transcript is spliced from 2 exons.
CUAUAAAAUUACUUUGUAUAAUUUACCCUAUGGAAUGGAUAUUUUGUGGAUCAGUCGAAUUAAACAUCUUGGACUUGACACUCGUGUUUCAUUGUAUAUAUUACAGUGGCGACGAGGAUUAAAAAAAAUAUACGCGCAAGGUGUUAUUUUGCGCGGCGUGCAGACAUUUAGUGUUGUGCGGCGUAUUUACACUUGUUUACGUUCGAUAAUGUCGGUGGGACUAAUCGGCGCCUUCGAUGUGCGGAGUGCCGCGUGGGCGUCCUACGUGGACCGGCUGGAGAUGUACUUCGUUGCCAACGGAAUCAAGGCGGAGGUGCAGCUGCCGACGUUGAUCGCAGUAAUGGGGGAGGAAGCAUAUGAACUCUUAGUGAAUUUGGCCAGCCCCAGGAAGCCUUCCGAUCUGAAGUUCAAGGAUGCGGUGGAUUUAAUGCAACAGCAUCUGGAACCGACGCCGUCCGUGCUCGCGGAACGGUACAAGUUCAGGCAGCGCAGACAAGCCACGGAGGAAAAUGUAUCUGAAUACGUGGCGGAACUUAAGAAACUGUCACGGUACUGUGCCUUCGGAAGCAACCUCAACGAAAAUCUACGCGAUCAAUUUGUGUGUGGCCUCCGCAGUGAUGUCAUACGGCAGCGCCUAUUCGCGGAGGACGACUCGUUGACCUUCACGAAAGCAGUUAAAAUAGCAAGCACGUUGGAAGCGGCAGAGCGGGAUGCGGCGGCUGUGGAGAAGCCUCUGGACGAUGGCAGUCAAGCGACGCAGGCUGUGCAUGCGUUAAGGCAUAGCGGGGUGCGUAGUGUUCUUACUAAGGAAAUAAGAGGCAAGGGGGCGCCGGGCGGCGCGCCUGGUUCGCGUGGCGGAGCGACUAGUGGACGCAGCGGUUCAGUCGGUGCGAUGAGCUGGCGCGGCGGAGCGGCCGCCGGAGAGAGAGACAUAAGCCGCUGGUGCAGGCGGAAGGGACAUUUGCGGCGCGUGUGUCCUGAGCGCGGCAGUCGUGGUUCCGGCGGGCAGCGGGCCGCCGACCGCGCCGAGCUGAACUACGCGGGAGCUGAUGCAGAUGACCCUAACGAGGAGGGCCUGGAAGAGAACUUCCACCACCUCUGCCUCAACGAUUACAGACCGGUGAGUCUCCCCGUCGUAGUUGACGCGGUUACCAUUAAUAUGGAAGUUGAUACUGGCUCGGCCGUAUCGUGCAUAAGCGCUGACACAUACAACGAGUACUUCAAGCAUCAUCAUAUACAAGAUAGUGCAUUAAUUUUAAAUUUUUAUGACGGCUCAAAAAUAAAGCCGCUAGGUUUAAUAAAACCAAUGGUCCGAUAUGGUGACCACAAAAAAAGGUUAGAAUUGUUUAUUAUCAAGGGUGGUAAUACAUCGUUACUAGGGCGACAAUGGCUCACUGAGUUAAAUAUAAAAGUCCCAAUGUUGAGUAAUUGUCAUAAGAUGGACAUAAACAAUGAUAAAGUUAAAUGGUCUACGGAGUUAAAUAAAUUAUGUUCUAGGUAUAAGGAACUAUUCAGUGGCGGACUCGGUCGCUUUACGGGCGGCCAGGCUACGCUGCGUGUGCGGGAAGGGGCAACGCCGGUGUUCCACCGCGCGCGGCCAUUGCCGUACGCACUGCGUGAGCGCGUCGACGCCGAGCUGGACCGCAUGCUGCGCGACGGCGUCAUCGAGCCCGUCGACUGCUCCGACUGGGCCUCGCCACUAGUACCGGUAAAUAAAGCGGACGGAUCCUUGAGGGUUUGUGCUGACUAUAAGGCUACGUUAAAUCCGGUUUUACAGAUCGAUCGCUACCCCUUGCCGCGGAUCGAGGAUUUAAUGGUUAGGUUAAGCGGGGCUUGUUUCUUUUCAAAGAUUGAUUUGUCGCAGGCCUACAAUCAGAUUGAACUAGACGACACCAAGAAAUACACCGUUAUUAAUACGCACAAGGGGCUAUAUAGAUAUAAUAGGCUCGUUUACGGUUUGGCGUCAAGUCCGGGUAUAUUCCAGCGCAUUAUGUGCAAUCUCUUACGGGGAAUUGCUAAUGUGGAGAUAUUUUUAGAUGACGUCAUCAUAGGCGGUAAAACAAUUAAAGAGCAUUUGGAGGCAUUACAGACUGUCUUUAGUAGAUUACAUAGUUCGGGUCUCAAGUUAAAAUCUAGCAAGUGUGUGUUCCUAGUUAAAGAGAUUCGAUACUUGGGUUACGUAAUCAGUAGGGAAGGGAUCAAAACGGAUCCAUCGAAAAUCGAAGCCAUUGUGAAACUUCCAAGGCCGAGUAACGUUUCGGAACUUAGGUCAUUUUUAGGAAUUUUAAAUUUUUACGGGAAAUUUAUAAAAAACAUGAGUGGCAGGUUGGUUCCGUUAUAUGAGUUGUUAAAAAAAGAUAAAGAGUGGUACUGGUCGGCGGAAUGUGAAAAUGUGUUUAUUAAAAUUAAAAAAAUACUAAGUAGCGUGGACACCCUAGCGCAUUAUGAUUCUAGGAAACCACUGGUAGUGACGUGCGACGCGAGUGGGCGCGGCAUCGGUGGCGUGUUAACGCAGAUCGACGCCGGCAGCGGUGGUGAGCGCCCGAUUGCGUAUGCGUCGCGCACGUUGACCGAUGCGGAAAAAAACUAUUCACAAAUACAUCGCGAGGCGUUGGCUAUAAUUUUCUGUGUAAAUAAAUUUCACCAAUAUUUAUAUGGCCGACAUUUUACGUUGCGGACAGACCACAAGCCUCUUGUAUCAAUUUUCGGACCGAACACAGGCAUCCCCGCAAUGGUAGCUAGUCGUAUGCAGCGGUGGGCUAUUAUCCUGUCGGCUUACUCGUUCGACAUUGAAUAUGUGCGAACAGAUGAGAAUAGCGCGGACGGUCUGUCGCGGUUACCAAUCGACUGUAAUAAACAAAGCGAGCCGACGCCACCCGAGCAAACUUACUUACAUUGCAUUCAGGAUUCUUUAGGUUUAGACUACAAUGAAAUAAAAAACCAGACAGGACGGGAUCCAAUACUGGCUAGGGUAUUGCUAUACAUACGAGACGGUUGGCCUGCAAACUGCGAAUUGGCAAAUUUGAAACCGUACUGGAAUAGGCGAAAUGAGUUGUACGAGGAAUUAGGGUGUGUUAUGUGGGGGCACCGGUUAGUGGUGCCCGAACAAUGUAAAAAUAAAAUUUUAAAAAUUAUUCACGAACCCCACAUGGGCAUAGUAAAGUCAAAGGCGCUCGCCCGCAGCUACGUGUGGUGGGCGGGUAUCGACGAAGCAGUGGAGCGCGCGUGCCGGGAGUGCGAGACGUGCGCGGCGCAGGCGGACGCGCCGCCACGGCAGACGCCGCGCAUGUGGCCCUGGCCCUCGCGCCCUUGGACCCGCCUCCAUUUAGAUUUCUUGGGGCCAAUUGGGGGGAAAACAUUUUUGGUGGUAGUGGAUGCGAUGUCGAAGUGGAUCGAAGUUUUCCACAUGACGGGGGUUUCGGCGAGCUAUUUAAUUGAUCGUUUGAAUGAAUUAUUCAGCCGGUUCGGUAUACCAAGACAGAUCGUCACGGAUAACGGUACUCAGUUUUCCUCAAAGGAGUUCGAAUAUUUUAACCGGUAUUACGGCAUACAACACAUUUUUACUCCACCGUAUCACCCAUCGUCGAACGGGUUAGCCGAAAACGCGGUUAAAACGCUUAAGAGGAUAAUUAAGAAAGCGCUGCAAGAGAAGCGGGAUAUAAACAGGGCUCUGUGGUCGUUUUUACUUUACUACCGAAACGUGGAACAUUGUACGACUGGCGAGAGCCCGGCGAUGCUCUUACUCGGCAGACCGAUACGUACGCGCCUGGAUGCAAUAAAACCGGAUCGAGAGGGCCAAGUGCGUUGCGCACAACAACGCCAGCAGGAGGCAGCCGGCGGGGCCAACCGGACUUUUGGCAAAUCCGAUACGGUUUGGUACAGACAGUAUCUAAAAGGGGAGAAAUGGAUUCCGGGGCAGGUAGUAGACAUCCUAGGGAGUAGUAACUUUAGGGUAAGAGGCUCUGACGGUGGGGUGGUGCACAGGCACAUCGAUCAGUUGCGUAGGAGGCCGAGCGUGGGCAGGCAAUCGUUGUCGUCUGCCCCGCCUGGGUUAGGCGGACAUCCAGUCAGUGCGAACGCUCAAGGGUCAGACUCUGGGGGCGCGGUGUUGGAGGAGGACGAUUCGGAGGGGCCGGCGGGAGCGGGGGCGUCGCGCGUGGUUGAGCCGCCGGCGUCGCAGCCGCAGCCCGCUCCGGCUUCACCGGGCGGGACGGGACAUGUUGUGUCCCCGGCUGCCGCACUUAGAGCUCGCCCUAUUAGGCAGUGCCGAUUAAUUAAGCCUAAGUAAUUAUUAAUAUUGUGGUAUUUUACUAUACUUACGUUAAGAGUUUUGUUGUUAAGUUGUGUAAUUCCCAGUUAGUGUUUGCUUAGUGUUUAAGUAUUUUAUCAUUAUUGUUGUAAGAUAGUUUUAAGAUAGUUCUUAAUUUAGUGUAGAGGAAUGUGAUGUAGGUAGCUAUAAAAUUACUUUGUAUAAUUUACCCUAUGGAAUGGAUAUUUUGUGGAUCAGUCGAAUUAAACAUCUUGGACUUGAC